Protopolystoma xenopodis is the source of this 2112-nucleotide messenger RNA. NCBI's taxonomy places the organism in Eukaryota, Metazoa, Platyhelminthes, Monogenea, Polystomatidea, Polystomatidae. The record is from the annotation of a GenBank genome assembly.
AUGGUGCUCCGACAAGUUCAUGUUUCCUCUGGGCCCGACCAGCCAACUGUAGAAGAGGCCGCCAAUGAGGAUGAGGAAGAGAAUCUACAGGAGGCUACAUCGGCGGUAGUUACGAGUACUGCCACUGUAGAACUGGAAACUUCUCAUUUCCCCAGUUGCUUGCCAUCAUAUGAUUUCAUGCCUGAACCACUUCAUCAAAAUUCUCCUCCAAUCUCUACCCCAUUAACUCUCAGACCCUGCCAAGGCACACAAGAGGAUGCACCUUCACCGCGACUCGCCAGCUCUUCUAAUUCUGCCGACUCAGCCAGCUCCAUUGGUUCUGAUUCGCAGUGUUUAUCGAAAGUAACGGAGGAGGACAAACAAAAGCAUCCCGCCAUCUCUAAUCAUUCAAAUGAAAUCAAUGGGCCAAGUAGGCAAUUGACGGGCACCUCGACGCUACUGAGAUCCGUCUCAAGAUUGAAUACUUGUGCGAGUGAACUACUUCCCUAUGCUGGAUCCGAGAACCAGAAUUCUGUUGGUUUAGAUAGUGGAAUUAGUGAAACUAGAGGGCUAAUCAGUGCCGUCACAGGCCCUAAUUUAACGGCCAAUUCUAUCGCCUUGACAAUUGCUAGUGGUGGCAGCACGGUUACACUGAAAUCAGUGCCAGCAGCUGCUCCUAAGGCGACAGUCAAGUCAGGUGCCCCGAGGGGUGAUCUGCUCGCGCCUUCGUUGAUCUCCAGCUGUGAGACAAUUUCUACCGUGCCUGUUAACAAGUCACCAGUGCCACUUUGUAAAGCCCAGAAAACUCGUGAGGAUAAAGGUGGGAUGGGUAAGCAGGGUCGUCGCCGAAAUCAACAUCGUACCGAAGAGCGUAACGAAACCAAGACAAGCUUACUGGCUAGGGCCGCCAGACGACGGGCCCCAAGCGAUGGCAAGAAGAUCGUGGAGUCUUACAAUGACACCAAGCAGACACAUCAUCAGCAACUUCUGCGCAGGCAUCAUCGCCGCCGGCGUGACCAACACGAUCUCUUGUCAUUCCCUCUGACAACCGGCCUCGAAUUCCCUGACCGUCUUCAUAGCAUUCUUUCAUCAACCAAUAGAGCAACAGGCUGGCGUAAUAAGGCCGGUGAGAAUCUUAGAGCAGAUGCCACUCCAACAUGCGAGGAAGCAUUGGAGCAAGCUGUGGACUGCACACCUCUGCCAUUUGAUUCUCACUCUCCUGUUCCUAGUCGUAUUUCCACUUCUGCCGUUCGUCUUACUCCGGGAACUAGUUUUCGGAAGCCUGGCGUACUUUUACCUACUCAUUGCCUUGCAGCCACAGAGCUUAUCACUUCAAACAUACCUGCUACCAUUCACACUAACUCUUCAUCACUCAACGUCUCGUCUUCUACUAGCCAGUCAUCCUCGAGGCGCUCCAGAUCUCUGUCCAACUCGUCCAGCUCCCGUUCUGACUCUUCAGGGUCUUCGGUAACAUCUUCCUCCCCUUCAGCCUCAUCAUCACCCUCUCGGUCUGCCUGCUCCUCCGCCAUCUCAGGAGCUAGCUCUGCUGCUAGGCCCUCUUCAUCUUUGCAAGGUGCCGCCUCAAAUUCUCUAUCACGUAGUUCAUGUUCUGGCUCUGAAUCCUCGCUCUCAUCUACAAAUUCUACCACUUCAUCAUCAUCUCUCUCUGCCCCUCAUUCGGGAUCUUCUUCCUAUUCAGAUGCUUCUCGUUCAACCUCUCUCGCCUGUCGGUCUUGUUCUCCCGCCUCAGAUCCAGCAUCUGUUUUGCAAGAGACACCGGCAUCAUCUUCACUCUCUUCGGAACCCAGUAAAAAAAAGCACUCAAGCGCUGGAGCCGAAGGCGAUUUGUCGUUACUAGUUCGUUUUGGUCUGAUAAAGCGGCCAGGAACCGUCUCUAGUCGAUCAGGCUCAACUCCAGGUUCUGGCAUAGUGCACUCCUCAAAAUCAGAUCGAGAAUCAGCUGCCUCUAGAUCAAUGGUUCAGACUUCUUCAGCGAGAAUCCGUAGUAACAGCUCUACGGCCACUAACUCAGUUGGGCGGCCAAACAAACCUCAAAAAAUUUUUGUCGCGGAGACAAUGCCGGCCGGUAGCCUUGUUGCGAAAAUGUUGAGUCGAGCUUUGGAAAAACGUUAA